CGCUCCCGUACACGGCGGACGUCAAUAGUUGCAGCGAGUUCCCCACCCUAGUAAUAUUUAAGAUGUCAUCCCGAAAGAGAGAGCGAGGGGAGCAGACUUCGCAUAAAGUAAUCGAGAAAAGACGAAGAGACCGAAUCAACAACUGUCUAUCCGAGUUGAGUCAAACAGUGCCGGCAGCUUUUGCAAAACAGACGUCUGGCAAGUUAGAGAAAGCAGAAAUCCUGGAAAUGACUGUGGAGUACCUGAGGGCAAUUCAACGCAGUGGACUUGCAGCUAAGUUUGAAAAUGCCGGUUACAAUCCCGAGACCACAUGGCAGGAUUCCUGGCAGGAAUUAUCCGAAUACUACCAAACAGGAUACAACGACUGUAUGAAGGAAAUUGCACGUUAUUUGACAGACAUUGAAGGAAUUGAUCUCAACGAUUCGAGGUGCGUUCGGAUCAUGUCGUACCUCCAGCAGCGCUUCCGAUCCGAGCACCGUCCAAUGCCGGGCAACGGAAUAACAGCGCCCUCUUCGGCGUCGACAGGGUCUCUUCGGCUGGAAGGAGGCAGUUUUCCGUUACCGCAUACAUCAAUUAGCCCUUCAGUGAAGCAGGAGCAAUCUGCCGCGCAACGGGCCUCCCACCACCACCACCAUCACCACCACCAUCUUCCGAGUUUCCACAGAUGUAACGCCCACCCGCACCACCACCUUUGUUCGUUUACGGCGUCCUCAACAAGUUCCAAUCCCGAUCAGAAAACAUCGUCUCCAAUAUUCACUGCCUGCGGGGGAGUUAAUAUUGCCCCACAGUCUUGCAACGUUGCUAUGCCAACACCUAUAAAACCUACAAGUUCAUUAUAUGCACACCCGUCCCAUAUUCCGUCUGCAAUAAACAAACCGAAUAGCGGUCUGUCGGCUUUCGCUUUCAAUCAUCACACUACUCGAAUUAAACCUUUGACUUCUCAUCUGCCGACAUUGAUGACGUCACACAUGAACUCGUCAACGCCCUUAGCUGCUACGUCAACCAGUGCGAUAUUAACGCAUUCACUCGUUGUGCCUUAAGAUGAGUCGACGACUGAGUUUGCCGUUGGUGGCGUUCUCGUGGAACCCCGAGGGCCACACUUGGAUGCUCACUGGCAGAACCAAGACGCAUUUAUACUCCUCGACCUCGAGAUGUAAACGGGAAAUGUGUCAUCAUUAGUAAUGAUAUGGUUCAUAAAUGGUAUAUAAAAAGAAACGCAAUCCGUCACGGGGUAACUAAGGAAACCUCAAUUACUUGACGAAGGUUAAGUGACCUAAAAUUUACACCUCGAACAUGACUCCGCUGUGCUUCCAUUUGCGGGGUAUACGGCGUGUAUAAUUCUUCUAAAAUGACAGCACGCAUUGCAUUGAAUUACUCAUGUUCCUCCUGUUACCAUAGUGAUAUAAAUGGACAUUGUGAUACUCUGCAUGUAAAGAUCAAGUACCAUUGUCUACAUUUGUAUUUGGUGACUCAAAAUAGUUGAGAGUUGCCGAAAGACGUUUUCCAAUCAAAUCCUAUAAAAUGAUGAUGAUAGUUUUUCCAUGUUAAUCUAUCAUUUGUUACCGACUUUAACAUUUGUAAAACAAAACUACUUAUGUGUAUACUUUUUUAUUAAACAAUAAACAAGUAAAUAAAUAAAUAAAA
Messenger RNA from Saccoglossus kowalevskii, 1644 nucleotides. RefSeq names its product hey-like transcription factor. NCBI's taxonomy places the organism in Eukaryota, Metazoa, Hemichordata, Enteropneusta, Harrimaniidae. Gene Ontology annotation, molecular function: DNA binding; protein dimerization activity. The record is from RefSeq and is marked provisional. Gene Ontology annotation, biological process: regulation of DNA-templated transcription.